CAGACGACGAAGUGCCCACGGAGCGACUGACAACAGAGGCUACCGGCUACCGUGCUACCCGGUCCUACCGUUCAAAAUACUUGUUCGCUCCGUUCGUCAUCUGCUGUUCGAUUUGACGGCUUGAGAAAUUUCGAACUCGUUGGAAGUGUCCCGUGAGAGACAGCAUUCACCAUGUCGUUUAUGGACGUGGAAGUGCCAAGGAUUGACAGGUUGUUCCACGAUGAUCCGUACCUAAAGCCGUUCGAGAACGAAAUCAAGCGCAGGUAUAAGUGCUUCCAAGACAUAGUUGAAAGCAUAGAAGCAUCAGAAGGCUUAUUAAACUUCUGCAAGAGCUAUCAGGAAUUUGGAAUCCACUGUCUUCCUGACAACAGCAUAUUGCAAGAAUGGGCACCAGGAGCAGAAGCUGUUUUUAUACGUGGAGAUUUCAAUGGAUGGGACCGAUUAACACACCGUUAUAAGAAUGGACUUGGAAAAUGGGAGUUGACAAUUCCACCAGAUGGUGACGGCAAUUGUGUCAUCAAGCAUCUCAGUCGUGUCAAGAUUGUCAUAAUGACCAAGAAUGGAGAACUGUUGGAUAGGAACUCUCCGUGGGCACCUUACGUAGUCCAGAGUCCGGAAGGUCCAAUAUUUGAACAGCGUUUCUGGAAUCCACCAGAGGUUGAUCGCUACACUUUCAAGCACAGCAAAGUGCCCACACGCAGUCUUCGUAUCUACGAGUGUCACAUUGGUAUUGCCUCCGAGGAAUACAAGGUUGCCAGCUACAAAAACUUCACGUACAAUGUCAUACCACGGAUCAAAAGACAAGGUUACAAUGCUCUCCAGAUUAUGGCGAUCAUGGAGCACGCCUACUACGCUUGUUUUGGCUAUCAAGUUACAAGCUUCUUUGCCGCAUCCAGUCGUUACGGCACACCAGAAGAACUUAAAGAGCUCGUGGAAAUAGCUCACAAGGAAGGCCUGUACGUCAUGUUGGAUGUUGUUCAUAGUCACGCAUCCAAGAACGUCAUGGAUGGCCUCAACCAAUUUGAUGGCACCAAUGCGUGUUUCUUCCACGACAUGGGUCGUGGAGAGCAUUCCCUGUGGGACAGUCGCCUCUUGACUACACACAGUAAGCUUAAUAUUAUUUCUCUAAUUUCUAGAUUUGCAUCCCAAGUCAGGGUUUUGCUGUCCAACCUGCACUGGUACCUGAGCGAGUAUCAAUUUGACGGAUUCCGCUUCGAUGGUGUCACCUCUAUGCUGUACCACACUCAUGGGAUUGGCCACGGUUUUAGCGGAGAUUACAACGAGUACUACAACAACGUAGACACGGAGUCUCUGGUUUAUUUGAUGCUGGCAAACCAUAUCACCCACAUGUUCCAUCGAAAUGCUGUCACUAUUGCUGAGGAUGUGUCUGGAAUGCCAGCCCUCUGUCGUCCAAUUGCCGAAGGAGGUGGUGGCUUCGACUACAGGCUUGGCAUGGCUAUUCCAGAUAUGUGGAUCAAGCUUUUGAAAGAGUACAAAGAUGAAGAAUGGAACGUCGGCCACAUUGUGCACUCUCUAUCCAAUCGCAGGUGGAACGAAAAAACCGUGGCUUAUGCGGAGUCACUGACCAGCACUCGUGCCUUUGACAAAAUAUUUCAGGCCCUUGUUGGCGACAAGACAGUUGCAUUUUGGCUCAUGGACAAGGACAUGUACACUCACAUGUCCUGCCUCUCACCCAUGAUCCCCCAUUAUGAUCGUGGCCUCCUGCACAAGAUCAUUCGGAUGAUCACUCACACCCUCGGUGGGGAAGCCUGGCUCAACUUCAUGGGCAACGAGUUUGGCCACCCCGAGUGGCUAGACUUCCCAAGGAUUGGCAACAAUGAGAGCUACCACCAUGCACGUCGCCAGUGGCACCUCGUAGAUGACGACCUGUUGCGCUACAAGUUCCUCAACAGCUUCGACGCAGCGCUGAAUCAACGGAAAAAAAAAUACCACUGGCUCUCAGCACCGCACGCAUUCGUGAGCUGGAAACAUGAAGACGACAAAGUGAUUGCGUAUGAGAGGGCAGGUCUCCUGUUUAUCGUCAGCUUCCAUCCACCAAGAGUUUCUCAGACCUACAAGCUCGGAAUUGAAAUUCCUGGAACAUACUGGGUAGUGCUCGACACAGAUGCGGGAGAGUUUGGCGGCCACAAUCGGAUCGACCACCGUGUGGACGCUUUCACCUUCGAAGAGCCGUAUGCAGGGAGGAAACACUCCAUAAUGACCUACAUACCUAGUCGUGUGGGGCUAGUCUAUGCAAAGGUAAAAGGAUAGGCUGUGGCGAAGCAAAAAAUUCACCAAAAGUAAAGGCGGAGGAAAAAUGACUCGUUUUUUGUUAUACGUCAGGGUCUAGAAACUAGAUUACUAUUUUGUGUACAUUAAUUUGACGCAAUCUAGGCAAAUAAAACUUAUUUUCUACAUAAAACGGUACAAAACGUUUGUGCUGCGAAAAUUUAUGCAUAAACGUAAAUUUUCGGUACUAAGUAACAAGGCCGGUCAGUGUCAUGCCCUUGUCAUACGGGAAGCAUAAAUGUCAUUUCCAGCGAAUGACAUUCUGACUAAAAGUCACUCGUGCUAUGUAGAGACCAUUCACAAAUGAUGACAUUGAUGCUCCAUAAUGCAAAAGGGCACAAACUGGGAAUGACGCCAACACAAGACACAAACCAACAAAAGUAGUACAUAUAAUGUCCAAACCACAUGUCACAAACUUAUAAACACACCGCGUGAGAAAAGCAUGUUUAUUCAUCGUGCCUAGAGACGCCUUCAAUAAGCCCUUGUACUUUAGCUAAACCUUGUUACACUUUUGGUCCUGGUUUUUUCGAUGACGCAUUUUAUACCUUUACCUCCUCUUUUUGUCGCACAGUACGUUAUAUGUUUGUGACACGUGGUUUGGAAAUUAAACUUUUGCUGGUUCGA
Messenger RNA from Ornithodoros turicata, 2913 nucleotides. It is a transcript of the gene AGBE, whose product is annotated as 1,4-alpha-glucan-branching enzyme-like. Gene Ontology annotation, biological process: glycogen biosynthetic process. Lineage: Eukaryota; Metazoa; Arthropoda; Arachnida; Ixodida; Argasidae. Gene Ontology annotation, molecular function: 1,4-alpha-glucan branching enzyme activity; hydrolase activity, hydrolyzing O-glycosyl compounds; cation binding. Gene Ontology annotation, cellular component: cytoplasm. The record is from RefSeq and is a predicted model, not a curated record.